UCAUCUCCCCUCCUAGUCGUCCUCCUCCUCUUGUUCUCAGUUUUUCGGUAUUCUCGUCGGCUUCCGAGUUGCGCUCCCCACGCCCUCUCUCUCUCUCGUUUCUCUCUCUUUAAGUCGUCUGGCAGUGUGAGAGAUGAGCGUCGACUUCCUACAGAUGCGCCGGCGGCGGAAUUCUCAGGUUUCCUCCAAGCCAUGCUGGCUGCAGUCCUCCAUCAACGAGCUGGACCGGAGGAUGCAGGAGGUGUCGUUGGACCCGACGGACGACAUCGGCGGGGACUCUUUCGCGGGGAGGGCGGAGAUUUACUACCGGAAAAGGCCUCAACUCCUCACCCUCCUUCAGGAUGUCUAUCGCCGAUAUCUCUCCCUCGCCGACCGGUACGCCCACAUCCGCAGCCAAACGCAGCAUGCGACGUGCACCUCGGACACGACCAACGCCAACUCGGACGAGGACGCGGGCAGCAGCAUCGGCAGCUGCUGCAGCAGUGCCGCCAUCUCCUGCCACACUGUUGAAGAGAACAGCAGCUGCACUACGGCCACUAGCAGCAGUAGCAGCAGCAGAAAACGGAGGUUGUGCACCAGAGAGGAGGACGAGGACGAUGGGGAGGAGGCGGCAGACCUGUUGGUCGUGGAGGCUGUGGCGAACCAGGUGGAGGCGGAUCUCCUGCGGCACGAGCUGGAGUGCGAGAGGAGCGCGGGGCGGGACUCCGCCAGGAAGAUCGAGCUGCAGCAGAGCCUGCUGGAGGUGCUGGAGUCGGAGCGGCUGAUCCUGCUGGGCGAGAACGGGCGGCUCUCGUACAGGGUGGCGGCGGUGACGGAGGAAAACAAGGGUCUGAUCGCGGACGUGGUAUUCCUGAAGCGGAAGGUCGGGGAGUUGGGCCGGUGCCUGCUGAAACUCAGGGACGACCACCGGGUGUGCAUGCUCAGCCGACGGGUGGAGGACCUUCAGGCCCAAGUGUACGGCCUCGAGAAACGCAACAGGGAAUGCCUGGGUAGGAUGGGUGAUGGUACUGGUGGCGGUGGUGGAAGGAGGGCAGAGGCUGCGCUGGUGGCCAGCGGUGGUGGUGGGUUCGGGGUGGAGAUGGAGAUGCUGAGGCGGGAGAACUUCCGGCUGAAGGAGGCGUUGGGGUCGAGGGAGCCGUCGGUGGCUUCGACGUCGUCGUCGGCCCUAGCCAGGUGGGCCGAGCGCGCCAAGAGGGUCAGGUUUUUCGUGUGCGGGUUCGCGUCGUCGGCGCGGUCGGAAAGAGACUCCGAGAGUAAGAUGGUCAUUUGAGCCAGGGACCUUUUCUGGGUACGGGUGUCCUGUCAAGUCGGGUGCGCUCGGGGACCGAGGGACUUUGGGGCUGAAAUGUCUUUUGUGACCUCGGGUGCGUUGGUAAUGACGUAUGUUGGGAUGGAUCUGUAAUGGUGUAUGUACGGUUACUAAGUCUAAUAUAUCUGAAUGGCAGGCUCUUUCUAAUGUUCGUCA
Molecule: messenger RNA, 1465 nt
Organism: Nymphaea colorata (pocket water lily)
Lineage: Eukaryota; Viridiplantae; Streptophyta; Magnoliopsida; Nymphaeales; Nymphaeaceae
Product: kinase-interacting family protein
Exons: 2
Coding region: 134-1270 (378 amino acids)
Molecular function (GO): actin binding
Source: RefSeq, a predicted model, not a curated record